AUGUGGGCCGAAAGGCGAUAUUGGUCCGAGGGGUCCAACUGGUAUACAGGAGACGUAGGUCCCGUUGGACAAAAGGGACAGAAAGGAGAAGAUGGCAGAACUGGACCAAUGGGCCUAACAGGUGACAGAGGCCCAGUUGGACCAGCUGGAAAGAAAGGUGACAGGGGCCCAGGAUCAUCACCAGAAGUUGGCGGCAGUGUGUACACUCGCUGGGGGAAGACAGUUUGUCCACGUCACUCGGAUACCUUAUACACAGGUGUGAUGGGAGGGUCCCACUUCUCUCACUCCGGAUCUGGCGGCAACCAUCUCUGUCUUCCCCACAAUCCCCAGUGGAAUGACACGUGCGCUGGAUUCCAGUCUAACUCGUACAUUUACGGGACGGAGUUUCGAGUGAACCCCGCGAAUAACCUGUUCGGCUCUACGGUAGGAAAUCCGCAUAACCGGGACGUGCAAUGCGCUGUCUGUUACAGCCCGAACAGACCAAGUCACGUGAUGAUCCCAGCUCGUCUGCAGUGUCCAUACGGGUGGACCGUGGAGUAUAUGGGGUUUCUAAUGUCCGCACAUCACGAACAUCAAAAAUCCGAGUACCUGUGCAUGGAUCAGCAGCCCGAUUCUACUUUCGGUCCCGCAGCAAAUAUGUAUGGAAACCGGCUGUACCAAGUGGAGGCCGUCUGUGGGUCACUACCGUGUCCCAAAUAUCGUCACGGAUACGAACUUACGUGCGUUGUUUGCACGAAAUAA
This is a messenger RNA of Liolophura sinensis, 741 nucleotides long. RefSeq names its product short-chain collagen C4-like. The record is from RefSeq and is a predicted model, not a curated record. The coding region runs from base 1 to 741 and encodes 246 amino acids. Lineage: Eukaryota; Metazoa; Mollusca; Polyplacophora; Chitonida; Chitonidae. The transcript has 4 exons.